GUCCUUCAAUAUUAACCUCAUUUGAAGCUUAUCUGUUGGCCCUAAAAGACUAUCUGGUGAAUGGAUCCAUCUAGCUCACAUGCUUCAAAACAUGAUGCUGAGUUGAUGACCUUGCUCGAGGCCUUUGGUUCAGCUUGCUCCCUUGAAGAGAUAGCAUAUGCUUAUUGCGAAGCAAAGGGUGAUAUGAGCAAGGCUGGUGAUAUCCUCUUCCAGCUUCAAGAAAAAAACUCUAAUGAUGUAUUUCAUGCUCAAAAUGGUGAGAUGAAUAUUUCUCAAUCGGCUGGGUUAUUGCACCAGGAUAAUAUUGAGAGUUCAGCUUUUACACGCAAGAAUUCUAAGGGAGGAAAGCCAAGGAAGUUAAGUGCUUCAAUGGGUACUGUGUCAAGUUUUUUGGGCAAGUCGUAUUCCCGUCCAGCUUCAACUUUGCUUGAAUCAACUGCAAAGAGCAAACCCCUAAAGAUUGAAGUGACGGGAUCACCAGAAGAUGAACGUGAUAUGGAAACCACGGAAUCGCAUUUUGUGCCUAAAACAGAGGUUUCAACUGAUACGGAUAUUGAAGAGUUUCUGUUUUCUAUGCUUGGAGAUGGAUUCAAGCUCAACAUGGACAUGAUUAGAGGAGUUCUUGGUCAAUGCGGAUACAAUGUUAAGAAGAGCAUGGAGGAAUUGCUGGCAUUAUCUGCAAAAAACUUGGACAAGAAUAAUUCAGUGGACAAUAAUGUAGUGAGAAAAUCGACAAGUAGAUGUUCAAAGUGGGAAACUGCCGCUUCUGAGGAAAAUUAUCUGAAAUCUUCGACUCAAUGCAACAUUAUAGAACCAUCUUGCCUGGACAAAAAGAGUUCUAACAUGUCAAGGGAAGUGCUACAAGCACUGUUUAGUGCUCCUGAAAGAUUGGAGGAGGAACUAAAACCAAAACGCCUAGAAUGGGGGUCAAAUAGAAGCAGAGUUGUUGGACAAAAGCCAGUUACGAAACCUCUAGAGGACCUUUCUUUAUCAACUAAGAUAGAAGAUCAAAAGAUGAAACUUGACGACAAAGAUGUUGUAGAUGAGGAGGAUGACUACCAGAUCCUUCGGAGAGCUGCAAAACAGCACUGGGAUGCAAUGAAGACAUAUUAUGAAGCUGCUGUAGAUGCUUUUAUGAAGGGUGACCGCAAGAAAGCCACCUACCUUCUAGAGCAAGGAAAAUAUCAUAACCAAAAGGCUCGAGAAGCAGACGAGAAAUCUGCUGGGGAGAUACUUGACACAAGAAAAUCUGACACCCAAGGGGAAGUUAUUACCCUUGACCUGCAUGAUCAUCGUCCCAAGGAGGCAUUAAGUUUGUUGAAGUUACAUCUACGUUCGCUAGCCAACAUUCCAUUAGCUUUUAGACACUUGAAAGUUAUCGUGGAUACAGAUGCUGAGGAUAUCACAAAAGGGAAAAGGAAACGAAUGGUUGUGAAGUUUCUGGAGAAGGAAUCGAUUAAAUGGGCUGAAGAGGAAGGAAAGCCUGGUACAUACUUAAUUCAGCUCGAUCAGAUAGACCCAAACAAGUUGAAUUUUGUGAAAGUCUCAGAGUGAUCACAUGUUUUUAGCUUGCCCUCAGGAUUCCUCUUUCCCAGUGAGCAGCAAACACGCUGCUAGGGAAUUCCCAAAAAAGGCACUCUUUUUUCUCUUGAACGGUGGUAUACUUGAAAUUUUGGUAGCUUGAAAUGAUCAUGCACAUAGCGGAAAAUGAACAGAAAAAAUAUAUAUUUAUUGUUUUUUAUUUCUUUCUUUUUGGUUGAAUCACCAAUUUGCAGCUUGAUUUAGGAAGUAUUAUUAGAUUAUUUGCUCGUUGUUAGCAAGUUAAUGAAAAGGUGACGUGCUAGAAUUAUUCUUAUUGA
This is a messenger RNA of Elaeis guineensis (African oil palm), 1859 nucleotides long. NCBI's taxonomy places the organism in Eukaryota, Viridiplantae, Streptophyta, Magnoliopsida, Arecales, Arecaceae. The record is from RefSeq and is a predicted model, not a curated record.